This is a messenger RNA of Schizophyllum commune H4-8, 1009 nucleotides long. RefSeq lists its product as uncharacterized. Gene Ontology annotation, biological process: regulation of DNA-templated transcription. The record is from RefSeq and is a predicted model, not a curated record. NCBI's taxonomy places the organism in Eukaryota, Fungi, Basidiomycota, Agaricomycetes, Agaricales, Schizophyllaceae. The coding region runs from base 348 to 893 and encodes 181 amino acids. The transcript has 4 exons.
CACAGCUCAUGACCUGCGCGCGACGGUUAGCUUUCGAAACGCCUCAUCUUGUUUCUUUGACUGAUAACACUUUUUGCCAUGGACCACGGACCUUUGAAACUCAAUACUCAUCGACAGGCGGACCAAGGCAAAGAGGUCGUCUUCACCUCUCGUUUGUACUCGAAGCCGAUAGACCAUCCAUCGUGCUUUCGCUACGCCCUGUGUGUCCUUUGAUAGGCGUAGAUUGCCUUCUUGUCCUUGAGCGAUCAAUGGAAAGACCACGCGAAGCGGUGUAUAAAUGGCAGGUCUCAAGUUUUCUCUAAACCUCUGACGACUCCGUGGCCAUUUUUUCCCUUCCUCAUCCUCCCAUGUUCGCGACAUCUGCCUGUCGCACCGGUCAAGCAGACAAGAAGAAUGUCACGUACAGUCAUAGCGCAGCCUUUCAUCAGUACCAGGCCACUCUGAGGUCCAGUCUAACGCCGCGCGAGCACGGACAAUACCUUGCCCUGACAAAAUUAUGGUGCCGUAGAAGGAUCAGCGUCGACAUGUACGUGAUGGGCGUCUGGGGACUGCUGCAAAGCCACCCAGAGCUGAAGAGUGGCUUUUUGGCCAGCUUUCCUCAUGCCCGCGCUGUAGUGCCGCCUGCAACGCCUUCGAUUGCGACACAAGAUCCUCAGGGUCAACAUCCUGCCACACUCCAUCACGAUACAAAGAAGGUCGUGGAGGAAUUCUUCAUGGCAGUCAAGGAACGGUUCGCAGACCGACCGAUGGUGUACGACACCUUCCUGCGAGUCCUGCAGAAGUAUCGCAAAGAUAAGCACGAGGCAAUCAACACAAUCACAACACUGCUGGGUGGCGACCCCGACCUGAUGGACGGCCUCAGGGAGCUGGACAUUCUGUACCAUAUACACUAGCGUACCCUACUUCCCUUCAGCGAUCGAUCUACUGUGUAUCAUGUCGUAGCAGCCUGCUCGUACGCCAUGUAUAACGAACCUUGAUUUCUUCGCAAGCAACUUACGGCUCCGGCGAG